AUGGAACCUACAACCUAUCAGCGCUUCUGGAAUCAUUCGAUUUGGUAAGAUUAUAUUUGAAAGAGUGUCUGAAAGUUCGUUUUUCUAGACUGGUGCGAAAAGAAUGGCGUGGCAGUUUUGUUUUAUGAUCUAGAUCUGUUCUUCAUGAUCUACGCUUCUUUCUAUAUGAAAUUUUUUCAGGCUUCCCAUCUCCUACACUUGGGAUGACGUUCCAACAGUACCAUCGCAACUUCUGACAGCCGUCUACCUGGCCCCAUUCGUCUUUUGCAUCAGAAUCUUAUCAGAAGCCUUUAUUGGGUUGGGAAUUGGCAAACUACUUGGAUACCAACGGAAACCAUACUUAUCUUCAGCAUAUCAUCACAUCACGGGCGGAUUCUUAAAAUGUAGCAGAUCAAAGAAGAUUCUGGAGACCUUUUGGAGAUUCAUAUCGUACACGUUCUUGUUCGCAUUCGGUGUCUACGCUUUGCACGACAAAAGCUGGUUGUACGAUGUUCGACAAGGAUUCAUAUCAUAUCCAAAACAUGAAGUCGACACCAUCAUCUACUGGUACUACAUGAUCGAGUGUAGCUUCUACAUAUCAUUGUUGGCCGCCUCGCCCUUCGAUGCUCAGCGAUCGGAUGCCUGGCAAAUGUUUGUACAUCAUCUCAUCACCAUCGGACUGAUUGUAUUCAGCUGGACUGUCAAUUUUGUUCGAGUUGGUACACUGGUACUGAUCUCACAUGACGUUAGUGACAUAUUCUUGGAAGCUUGUAAAUUGGUACGGUACACGAAGAAGUAUCUGGAGCUGAGUAAUGCGUUAUUCAUUGUCUUCUUUAUAUCGUAAGUUAAUUUUUUUAAUGGUUUAUGUUGGUUUUGAGAUGUGGGUGAGAUUAAAAGACUGGUUUAUAUAAUGAAUCUUUCAUUCAUUCAUUUUUGGAAAAAAAGUUAUAUUUAUUACCUAAAAUAUGGGUUUUACUUGAACGUUGUUGUAAUUUCUUGGUUGAAAAUUCAAUUUUGUUUACUUUUUUCAAAUUUUAAAUAAAGUACUUUUAGCUGGAUUAUUUCCCGCCUCAUCUACUUCCCAGUAUUCGUUGUAUACACCGGGGUAGCCGAAGGACCAGCUCUAAUUCAACCAGAUUAUCCUGUAUGGAACUUUACUGUAAAACCAUAUGCCCCGAGAGUAAUAUUGAUGUUGCUCAUUGGGCUAAUGCUGUUACACAUCUUCUGGACCGUCCUCAUCUUCCGGAUAGUGGUAAAAGCGCUGAAAGAAGGCGAAGCAUCCGACAUUCGAUCGGAUUCAGAAGAAAGCGACGAUGAAGACGAUAGCAACGGGAAUCGACGGAAAAAACUCAAGAAGACAUAA
Messenger RNA from Bursaphelenchus okinawaensis, 1342 nucleotides. Lineage: Eukaryota; Metazoa; Nematoda; Chromadorea; Rhabditida; Aphelenchoididae. The record is from the annotation of a GenBank genome assembly.